GCGCACACAAAUACUAGUGUUGGUCGGCAAAAACCACUACUAAGCCCUUAAGCGGAAACAGUAUUAGAGAGUUGAAGGGGAAGGCUUGAGAUAUACACAAUGGGCGGCAACGGCGGAGAGAUCCUUAUGUUGGAGGCACCGCCUGACACUGCUCGGCCUUGGGCCUCUGCUUCCACAGCCGAGACUUUGGACGCAUUACCCUACAUCGACGACGACUACGGGAACUCAAAGGUCAAGGAAGAGGUUGAUCGAUUGGUCGAAGAAGAGAUGCGAAGGAGUAUCAAGAAGCCCGCCGACUUUCUCAAGGAUUUGCCCCCUCUGCCGACCUUCAAUUUUCAGAAUUACCCAAUGAUUGGAAAAGAAUAUGAGCGCGUUAGGGCGGGUAGGCCACCCGUGACCCUUGAUUUUUCUUCACGGUAUCAAGUUGAACCGCCGCCCUUGAAUAAGAGAAACGAUGAAACUGCUUGGAAACAGGCACUUCAAAGAGCUCAGCGCUCAUUGCAACAUCAAGUAACUAGGUUGGAAAACUUGGAGUUGAUGUUAAAAUACGGCCCUGAUGUUUGGAGACAGAACAACCAACGAUUGGAAGGGUUUUUGGCCAGAAUGCAAAAACUAGCUCAGGAGCAAAAUGAGAAGAUUGAAACUGUAAACCGUGAAAGAAAAUUUCAUCAGCAAAACACUGCACAUGAGCUUAAUGCUUUGUCUGCACAAUGGAAGGAGCUUUGUGUGAAAAACAUAGAAAUUCAUGCUGCAUGUGCUCAGAUUGAAAACUAUGUAGAAGAACUGAGGAGAGAAGCUGCUGAGAGAGGCUGGAACUUGGAAGCUAAUUUGGAGAAUGGUGCUUUGUCGCCUUCAGCACAGCAAUGCUUUCAAAAGAUAUGAGAGAGAUUAUGGUUUGUACGUGGAUGGAAAAUUGUAGCAGUUUUUAGGGGUAAGAUGACAUCAUGUUUCUACUUGUGAACCUCAUUUACCUAUUGUAAUUGAAGUUUUUUGUUUGCACAAUGACUCUUUAAAGUGUUAAAGACGAGACUGAUUAUUUAGUCCCAUAAGAACUACUCUGGUUUUGAUUUAGACAACAUUAAUUGUGCUAUUUAGUUUGCCUUCAACUAUAAAUGUUUCACUUUA
Hibiscus syriacus is the source of this 1125-nucleotide messenger RNA. RefSeq names its product pre-mRNA-splicing factor SPF27 homolog. The record is from RefSeq and is a predicted model, not a curated record. Gene Ontology annotation, cellular component: Prp19 complex; catalytic step 2 spliceosome; precatalytic spliceosome. NCBI's taxonomy places the organism in Eukaryota, Viridiplantae, Streptophyta, Magnoliopsida, Malvales, Malvaceae. Gene Ontology annotation, biological process: mRNA processing. The transcript is spliced from 7 exons. Bases 100 to 882 code for a protein of 260 amino acids.